Macrosiphum euphorbiae (potato aphid) is the source of this 399-nucleotide messenger RNA. The record is from the annotation of a GenBank genome assembly. Lineage: Eukaryota; Metazoa; Arthropoda; Insecta; Hemiptera; Aphididae.
AUGCACAAGUGUAUAGUGUGCGGCAAUACAUCUAAUAACACCAGUCACCAAUGUCAAUCGUCAAGGAGUUAUUUAUCAUGGAAUUCCCAUGAAUGCAUACAUGAGAAGGAAAUGGCUUCAAAAAAAAACUAUAAGCCAGGAAAAAAGCCAUUUUUAUUUUCAAAUGCUGUUCCCCAACCUUAUGAACGAAAUGGUUUUCCUUCUAAUUAUGCUAGUCAAUUUAAUGAUGUUGAAACUGGAAAUAAUGUAACUUUACCGUUGGAACAAAAUAUUAUAAAAGAGGAACAUAUUGGAAAUGGUGUUGUAAAUGAUUUUAAAUCACCAAGACGGUCAUCUAGACUUACUAGAAACAAUGAGGAUAUGAGUAAUAAAAAUAUGCUGGUCAGUAAAAAGUAUUAA